Auanema sp. JU1783 is the source of this 847-nucleotide messenger RNA. NCBI's taxonomy places the organism in Eukaryota, Metazoa, Nematoda, Chromadorea, Rhabditida, Rhabditidae. The record is from the annotation of a GenBank genome assembly.
AUGGCUUCUCCGUUACUUACCGGGCUGAAAGACGCAUACUCCUUCACAAUUGCCCUUAAUAAUCGGUAUGAUUCGCUCUUGAACGAACCAGUACCUUGUGCUCAGGCAGAUAAGAGCGAUUUAGACAAUCUUACCAUUCUGAAUGAAAAGUUAAGUCAAUAUGAACGAGUGAAGGAACAGUUCCAAGCUCAAACUCGUCUCAUCGCAGAGGCGGAAUCUGAGUUCCAGUUGAUGUACUUCAAAACCAAGGAAACCGCACGUACUACUUUGGACGAACUUUAUCGCGAAAUCGCAGACAAUAAAGAAUAUCAAAUGAACCGCACUCUCGCAAAAACAGCAAUCCUCACAUUAACAGACAGUAUAGCUCAAUUGUAUCCACGCGUUAGCGCUUUAUCCAAUUCAGUCGAGCAGUCUCUCGAGAGAGAGCUACAGAGAGAAAACAGUGUUUACGAAAGGCCUGAUUAUCCAACAACGGGGGCCCAACCGACCAUUCAACAAAGUAUGCCAGACACAAACACUCUUUUAGCUCAAUUAGUCCAUCUCCUGAGUCAAUCGAAUCAAAGAAACAUUGCAGUUCCCAUGCAACCUCAAACAUUCUCGUUACCGAAAUUUGACGGAAAACCCGAAAACUUUAAAUCAUAUUGGGCCAGAUUCAACAGAAUGGUUCAUGAAAACCAAGCGUUAUCAGUGCUUGAAAAAGUUAAUUAUCUCUGUGAAAGCUUACAAGGGGAAGCUAUGACAGCCAUCCGUGGUAUAGAGCCAUCAAGUGACACAUACGACAUGUUAAGAUCGGCACUCCUGGAUGAGUAUGAACACUACACCUCAGAUCGUUAUCAAAUUCUCAAAA